Spodoptera frugiperda (fall armyworm) is the source of this 702-nucleotide messenger RNA. Its product is annotated as UPF0547 protein C16orf87-like. The record is from RefSeq and is a predicted model, not a curated record. Bases 178 to 657 code for a protein of 159 amino acids. Lineage: Eukaryota; Metazoa; Arthropoda; Insecta; Lepidoptera; Noctuidae. The transcript is spliced from 4 exons.
CACCCACCAAUUAGUUAUCUGUGAACUGUCAGUGUCAAAAUCUAUACAGUCAAAUUGGUUGUCAACAAUAGAAAAUUAUCUUCAUUUGUUAUUAUUAUUUUAAUUAAUUUUAAAUUCAAGAUUAUAGUUAGAAAAUAUUAGUUAGUUAUGAAAUAGUGAAUUUAAUACAUAAGAAAAAUGGGUAAACACAAAAUGAUCGCGAAAAGCUGCCCGAAAUGCGAGUUACAGGUGACCGUAGCCUCGAAAUCAUGUAAAUGUGGCCACACAUUCUUCGCAGCCCGUCGAGGAGCGGACUGCUUACCGGCUGUAGAGGAUAUACGGAGACGAACCGGCAGAGUUAGACGGUCACAACCACAGUUUUACGAUGCUCAGCAUUAUCAGAAACAAAUUAAGAGAAGGUCUCCAAAGAAGCGGUCUCUGUCUCGCUCCAUGGACGAAGAUACUAAACCAAAGGAUAAAAAUGAAAGCGCCCGUGCCCGUCGUCGCCGCGCCCUCCGUAGAGCCCAACGCCCCCCUCCCGGCAACAACAGCGGGGAGAGGACCCGAGACCCCACACCACAACUGAGACCCCCACAAUUAGCAAGAUGCCGACUUAUUCUACAAGAGAUAAAUAGAAAGAUAUCUUCUGUCACUUGGCAGCCACCGGCGGAUAUGUAGUUUAUUAAAUAAUAAUAAAGAGAAUUUAUAAAUAUUGUAACUUAA